AUGGUCAAAAUAAUCAAAAAAAAGAAAAAUAAAAAACAUUUAGUAGCAAAAAAAAAAAAAAAAAAAAAAGAAAAAGAAAUGACAACAUUAGGUGGAUAUAAUUAUACACCAGAGAUCGUGGAUACAAUUCAAAAUGAAGUAAAGAAUUAUUUAGAGUGUGAUAAUAUUUUAACAGAGUAUAUAUCAGUUAUGGUAAGAAAUAAUAAAACCAAAGAAGAGAUGGCAAAUGAUUUAUCAGAUUUCAUUGGUAUUGAUAAAGCAGGUGAAUUUGCCGGAUGGCUUUGGAAUUAUAUACCAUCAUAUUUUGAAUCCAUUAACAAACAAAAACAAAUCAACGAUACCACUAUGCAACAACAACAACAACAAACCGCAAAGAAACCACCAACCCAAAGAUUAAUUUUAAAUGCAGUAAAACAAGCUGCUGAAGAUACAAAAAAUGUUAGAGUGCCAAUGACUGAAGAAUCUUUAAAUGAUUCUCAUUAUGAUAUUGAUAACAAUAAUAAUAAUAGUAACAAUAGUAGCAAUAAUACCUAUAGUAAUGGUAAAAAAGAUUUUAUAAAAAAAGAUAAACAUAAUAAUAAUAAUAAUAAUAAUAAUAAUAGUAAUAGAAAGAAUGGUAAUAAUAGUAAUAAUAAACAACAACCAAAUUUUACAAUUACAAUGAAUGAUAUAAAUACAGGAUCAAAGAAAAGAAAAAAUAUAAAUAGAGAUGAUGAUGAUGAAAUCGAUAAAAGUAAUACAAUCAAUGAUACAACUGAUGAUCCAGUUAAUAUACCCUUGGAUUUAGUUUCACCGAAAAAAUCAAAAAAAGAAAGAUGUUCAUAUUGGCCAUUAUGUAGAAAUGCUGAAGCUUGUAUAUAUCACCAUCCAACAACUCAAUGUUUGUUAUUCCCAAAUUGCACAUAUGGCGAUAAAUGUUUAUAUAUUCAUCCAUCAAUUCCAUGUAAAUUUGGAAUUAAUUGUACAAAUGUAGAUUGUGUUUAUAAUCAUCCACAAAGACCCACUGCACCAGUUGCUACACCACCAGCAAUGAACGAAAUUCCAUGCAGAAAUGGUUUUGCUUGUCCAAAUAAAAAGACUGGUUGUGGAUUUUAUCACCCACCACCAGCUUGUAAAUUCGGUACAAGUUGUAAUAUGGGUAAAGCUUGCCCAUUCGGUCAUGGUAAACCUUGUCUCUAUGGUUUAAAUUGCGUUACUCCAAAUUGUACUUUUGCUCAUCAUUCUGUUGAACAACCAAUACCUGAUUGUAAAUUUGGUAAAGAGUGUACAAAUCCAAAAUGUAAAUUCAAUCAUACUGAACAAAGAGAAAUUGAUAAAAGUGAUAUGAAUACUGAUCAUUUGUCAUCAACUUUACCAUCAACUCCACCAAAAGAAGAACCAAUUCAAACUGAUGAAAUUCAAGAACCAAUUGAUGUUUAA
This is a messenger RNA of Dictyostelium discoideum AX4, 1419 nucleotides long. RefSeq lists its product as hypothetical. Gene Ontology annotation, cellular component: nucleus. Gene Ontology annotation, biological process: regulation of mRNA stability. The record is from RefSeq and is a predicted model, not a curated record. Bases 1 to 1419 code for a protein of 472 amino acids. Gene Ontology annotation, molecular function: metal ion binding; poly(A) binding. The transcript is spliced from 4 exons. NCBI's taxonomy places the organism in Eukaryota, Evosea, Eumycetozoa, Dictyosteliales, Dictyosteliaceae.